Messenger RNA from Closterium sp. Naga37s-1, 1896 nucleotides. The record is from the annotation of a GenBank genome assembly. Lineage: Eukaryota; Viridiplantae; Streptophyta; Zygnematophyceae; Desmidiales; Closteriaceae.
AUGUUCUGUUGCUUUUGUCGCUCGCGAGCCGCGGACGAUGACGACGACUACGCCACGUCACUACCCCCCGCUCCCGCGAACCGCAAGCACGCCGCGCCAACCGCCAGCGGAGCAUCCGCGGGCGUGCACGAGUUCGCGAGCCAGAUGGCGGCGGCGGACGACCGCGUCGCCAUGUCGUCCGUCGCCGUGCUUCACGCCGCGCAGAUCCGCAGCAUCCGCUCCGAGAAUGCCGGCGACGCGAGGCCCGUCGGUACGCCGCCAAGCCGUGGCGGGAGUCGCGGAGCGACUCCGCGAGAGUCGCAGCGGUCGCCGGGUGUCGCCGGCGAUUGGAAUCGGAGUUAUCAAGGCCAGUCCACCCCAGGCGCAGCGUCCGGUGCGGGCUUUGGGUCGAAUGCUGCCGCGGUGGGAAGCGGAGUUAGCGGGAGCGGGUUUGGCGGGGCCGGUGGGGUCCAUAGCAUGUCGGAGCCUCGAAUCGCGACACCUGGAGCUGCAGGAGACAAACUACCGCUAUCGCCUUUAUCGGGUAUGCUUAUAACGGGCCAGGCGCAAGGUCACAGUUACAGCCCCGCACAGGGGGGGCAUCAUCACGCGCAGUAUGCGCACCAGGGGGAGAGCGGAGGGGCGGGCGGGGGCGCAAGCGGGGGUAUUGGCGCAGGCAGAGGCGGAGGCGGCGCAGGGGGAACGGGUGGCGCAGUUACGAUGGCGAGCGGACCUGGGACGCAGCGCCCCGUGCCAAUGGCGUCGAGCGCGGCCGCGUCUGCGCCGGGUCGCGCGCGGAUACUCGCGUGGCUUCAGGAGUCAGAGUUUAACUACGCGAUAGUUGACGAGGUGGAUAACCUUCCUACGAAGCUUCCUUCGUCAGCCGGUAAAGGGACGAGCAGUGCCGCCGGUGAUAGCGACGCUGUGACUGUAGGCGGAGGUGACAGCAGCGGGGGCACGAACAGCACGAGAGAAGGCAGCCACGACCCCUUUAGACCUGCACUCUCCAACCCUGACGAACCCGCUAUAGAGAAACUCGGUUCGUUCUUAUCGAGCCUCCUAAACGGGUGCUAUGAUGACGCCAGCAGCCCCGCGCCUCCCCCGCAGCCGGGCAGCAGCAAUCAGCCGUUCGAUCCGUUCGCGAGUUCUAGUAACGCGGGGUCGUGGCGCAGAGAGACCGCAGUUAUGACCCUACCGGGGUCCAGAAAGGAUCUGCCUCCUGCCGCACCACUAGAUGAAGCGGGUGUAGAAGCAGAGGGGGCGCUUGCAGGUGCUGCUGCUGCUGCUGCUGCAGGGUCUCAUGCAGCGGCUGAGGCUGCAACCAUAGGAACAGGUGGGGCGGAUGGAACAGGUGGGGCAGGUGCCACAGAUGGUGCUGACGGCACUGCUGCCAUUGGUGGCGCUGGUAGCACAGAUUAUACAGGUGGUCCUGCUGGUGUUGAAGGUGCUGCUUUGGCAGAUGGCGUAGGUGGUGCAGGUGCGGCGGUGGGGCGAGGGCGGGAGCGGGAAAGGGAGGGUCUGCUGGUGCAGGCACUGACCAAUCAGAUGCGGCAGAACGGGGGAGAGGGGGAGGGGGGCGGCGGGAACGGCGGUAGGGAGAGGGGGAGAAACAGCGGGGAAUGGGCAUCACAGGCACAGGUGGGGGCAGGGAGAGAGGCAGAGAGCGCAGGGGAGCAGGAGUGGCGGGGUGUGAGCAUGAGGGAGGGGCGAGGAGGGGGAGAGAGCGAGCUGGUGAGUCGGUCGGUGACUGAGGCGUCAGCGGGGGAUUUAUCAGCACUGGCCAGCAAUAUUGGAGUCACUUUUGAGAGCUCUCAGAACUUUGGAGCAGGGCUGGGUGGGGGGGAAAGGAGGGGCAGAUGGGACCGCCACAGGAGUGCAGGCACAGCAGCAGGUGCAGACCUGCCUGUGCCUGCUUAG